CAGCUCCUCGUCAGACCUCUCGCCUUCACCAUGCAGCGCCAGAUCCUGCGUCAAGCUCCUCGCGUCAAGGCCAGCGCCUUCGCAAUGAAAUCGGCCUCCACAGCCGCCAAGGCCUCGCCGCUGAUUCUGUCGCGUAACUUCUCGACGCCAGUGCCGGUCAAACAGACCAACCUGCUAAUCAACGGCGAAUUCGUUCCGUCCAUCACUGGAAAGACCUUCGAGACGUUCAACCCCGCCACGGAGGAAAAGAUCGCCGACGUAGCCGAAGCCGGAACCGCCGACAUCGAUGCUGCUGUUGCUGCCGCUCGCUCUGCCUUCGAGGGGCCAUGGCGCACCAUGCCCGCGGCGGAGCGUGGUCGUCUUAUCAACAAGCUCGCAGACCUCAUCGAAGAAAACAUCGACGAGCUCGCUGCCCUCGAGGCGCUUGACAACGGCAAGCCAUGCGCCGAGGCCAAGGCCGCUGACCUGGGUCUUGUACUGAAGACCUACCGCUACUAUGCUGGCUGGCCCGACAAGAUCCACGGUGCCGUGAUCCCCAUCACCGGCCCCUACCUUUGUUAUAACAAGGCCGAACCCGUCGGCGUGUGUGCUCAGAUCAUCCCGUGGAACUUCCCUCUGCUCAUGAUGGCGUGGAAGCUGGGACCCGCUCUUGCUGCCGGUAACACCAUUGUGCUAAAGCCUGCCGAACAGACCCCACUGUCUGCUCUUCGAGUGGGUGAACUUAUCGUUGAGGCUGGCUUCCCCAAGGGUGUGAUCAAUAUCGUGCCCGGUGUGGGCCCCACUGCCGGUCGCCACUUGGCGCAGCACCCGAACGUCGACAAGGUCGCGUUCACCGGUUCCACUGAGGUUGGCUACCAGAUCAUGCGCACGUCACACGUGAGUAACAUCAAGCGGGUGACGCUGGAACUCGGUGGCAAGUCUGCCAAUAUCAUCCUGGACGAUGCUGACAUCGACCUUGCCAUUCAGCAGUCGCAACUCGGUCUGUUCCUAAACCAGGGCCAGUGUUGCAUUGCUGGUACCCGUGUGUAUGUCCAGGAGGGAAUCUACGAUGAGUUUGUGCGCCGCUCUGUGGAGGCUGCCAGCUCGCGUGUGGUCGGCGACCCGUUCAGCUCUGCCACGCAGCAGGGCGCGCAGAUUGACGAGACCCAGUUCGAGAAGAUCUUGGGAUACAUUGACGAAGGUGUCAAGGAAGGCGCUCGUCUGUUGACUGGCGGCAAGCGCCACGGUGACAAAGGCUGGUUCAUUGAGCCCACUGUGUUCGCAGAUGUGACGGACGACAUGACAAUUGCUCGCGAGGAGAUCUUCGGUCCAGUCAUGUCCAUUCUCAAGUUCAAGACCAUCGACGAAGUCAUUGAACGCGCCAACGACUCCGUUUACGGUCUUGGAGCUGGCGUUGUGACCAAAAACAUUGACAACGCCAUCAAGAUCUCCAACGGUAUUCGCACAGGAACGGUGUACGUCAACUGCUACGACGUGCUCGACGCCAACACCCCGUUCGGUGGCUUCAAGGACUCUGGUAUCGGUCGCGAGAACGGCGAGCUGGGCCUGCGCAACUACUUGGAGCACAAAACGGUGAUUAUCAAGCGCCCGGACGACUCGAUGCCUUAAGUUUGUUUCUGUUGUUUUGAAAGUUUAAAGCAAGUAAGCUGAACUAAUGAAAAUGAUGCACGUCUCUCC
Messenger RNA from Phytophthora infestans T30-4, 1677 nucleotides. Its product is annotated as aldehyde dehydrogenase, mitochondrial precursor. Gene Ontology annotation, molecular function: aldehyde dehydrogenase (NAD+) activity. Bases 31 to 1608 code for a protein of 525 amino acids. Lineage: Eukaryota; Oomycota; Peronosporomycetes; Peronosporales; Peronosporaceae. The record is from RefSeq and is a predicted model, not a curated record. The transcript has a single exon.